Fusarium fujikuroi IMI 58289 is the source of this 1587-nucleotide messenger RNA. RefSeq names its product related to O-methylsterigmatocystin oxidoreductase. The transcript is spliced from 7 exons. Gene Ontology annotation, molecular function: iron ion binding; monooxygenase activity; heme binding. The coding region runs from base 1 to 1587 and encodes 528 amino acids. NCBI's taxonomy places the organism in Eukaryota, Fungi, Ascomycota, Sordariomycetes, Hypocreales, Nectriaceae. The record is from RefSeq and is a predicted model, not a curated record.
AUGUUCGAGAUAUCGGAUUUCCUUGUUGGGGUUUCCCUUGCAUUUCUGAUUUAUAUCGGUCUCCAAAAACUUGGCAAUGCCUCAAAGCGAGCUCCUCUUCCCCCGGGACCAAAGGGUCUUCCUUUACUAGGAAACCUGAGCGAUCUUCCGCCGCCCGGCGUGUUUGAAGCGCAUCACUGGUUGAAGUUCAAGGACAUCUAUGGACCCAUCAGCUCUAUCACGGUAAUGGGACAGACAAUCAUCAUCAUAAACAACUGGGAACUUGCAUCGCAACUGCUGGGUAAAAAGUCCGCAAAGCAUUCCUCCAGACCCAAGAUUAUGAUGGCAGGCGAAAUGGUUGGCUGGGAAAACUCUCUUGGCUUCUCACCAUACAACGAUCGCUUCAGAACGUACCGGAAGAACAUGGCUCGAAUAAUCGGAUCGAAAAGGGCCGCGGCAAAGUAUGACAGACUGCAAGAAGCUGAAGUUGCUCAUUUCUUACUGCAUGUCUUGGACGACCCAGAGAGGUUCAUUGACCAUAUCAGAAAGGAAGCCGGCUCAGUUAUUCUGAGAAUCGCUUACGGAUAUACAGCUGAGCCGUUCAAGGAAGACAUACUCAUAAGAAUGGCGGGCCAGGCCAUGGAUGAUGUAACAGCAGCUGGUGUCCCUGCCGCGUUCCUUGUUGAUAUACUACCCCUAUUGAGAUACGUACCAGACUGGGUUCCAGGCGCGAGCUUCAAGAGGCUUGCCAAAAAAUGGGCUUCAGAACUGGACGAUCUUGCCGAAAAGCCUUAUGCUUUUGUCAAGCACCAGCACGCCUCGGGUAAACAAGAUAACUCAUUUGUCUCACGACUUCUCGAAGUUGGAGAGUCGACAGAGGAAGCGAGGUUCACGACCAAGUGGUCUGCCUUGUCACUGUACGCUGCCGGUGCUGAUACGACCGUCUCUUCCAUUUCUCUGUUCUUUCUAGCAAUGAUAUUGUACCCUGGUAUCCAGGAGAAUGCCCAAGAGGAGAUUGACGGCGUAAUCGGCAACGAGAGACUGCCUGAUUGUUCAGAUCGGCCAAGUCUUCCUUAUGUUAAUGCGGUAGUUAAGGAGGUUCUUCGAUGGAAUCCAGUAGUCCCUAUGGGGCUGCCUCAUACAAGCACUGUAGAUGAUGUGUUUGAGGGAUACUUUAUUCCCAAAGACGCCCUGAUCAUGCCCAAUAUCUGGUACUUUGCCCACGACCCUGAGAUCCACCAUGAACCGAUGCGCUUCAAUCCGGAGCGCUUCUUGUCUACCGACGGCAAUCAACCUGAACAAGACCCGCAUGCGUACACAUUCGGCUUUGGGCGCCGCGUAUGCCCGGGGCGUGUCUUAGCCGACAAAGCAUUAUUUCUCAACAUCGCCCAGUCUCUCGCUGUAUUGCAUAUUAGAAAAGACGAAAAUGGUGCUCAACCUGAACUCCUAUUUACCCCCGGGAUGAUCAGCCACCCCGAGCCGUUCAAAGCCGCUAUUACGCCCAGGUCGCCACACCAUGAGCGACUAAUCCGGUCAUUGGAGCAAGAGUUUCCCUGGGAACAGAGCGACAGCCAUGUCAUAGAGAAGAUGCAGCGCCAAGCAUCGUGA